Molecule: messenger RNA, 330 nt
Organism: Rhodotorula graminis WP1
Lineage: Eukaryota; Fungi; Basidiomycota; Microbotryomycetes; Sporidiobolales; Sporidiobolaceae
Exons: 3
Biological process (GO): protein-RNA complex assembly; translation
Cellular component (GO): ribosome; cytosolic large ribosomal subunit
Molecular function (GO): structural constituent of ribosome
Source: RefSeq, a predicted model, not a curated record
CAGCCCGCCGAAGUCAAGGAGAUCAAGACCUUUCUCGAGUACGCGCGCCGCAAGGACGCCCGUCAGGUCACCAUCAAGAAGUCGCUUGCCCGCAACGGCAAGGUCGGCGCGACCAAGACCAAGUUCAAGCUCCGCUGCUCGAAGUACCUCUACACCUUCCAGCUCGCCGACGCUGAGAAGGCCGAGAAGCUCCGCCAGUCGCUCCCCCCGAGUGCGUCCCGCACACCUUAUCUCCCUCGCGCCCGAGGCCGCCGAAUUGACCCUCUCUUGCCCCGAACCACAGCCCUCAAGGUCAACGACGUUGACGGCGCGUCGAAGGCCAAGAAGUAA